UCGCCAAUCUUGCAACGACUUUCCCCACUCCUUCUUCCCGCCUCUGCCCUUCCAUGUGCACCGGACACACAUUUCUCUCUCCAGAGCGGACGGUGCAUGCAGGGGGCAAUAACUACAAGAAGUCCACCAUGGAAUAGGAAUACUACCUUGGACUAUAUACACUAUACACGGGAGGGAAAGCUUUAUCCUCUCUCUUUUUUCUGACGUCUUUUCCCCUCUUCCUCCCUCUCAAUGUCUCUCAACACUUUCUGAAGGGACCCAAGUAAAGAAAAAUGAGGAUUAAUAUUUUCUCUUGGCACUUUCUGGGCUUGUGUUCCGUCCUCUGGGGCUUGGCGACAGGAGCGUUCCCCAGCUCAGUGCAGAUUGGCGGGCUGUUCAUUAGGAAUACUGAUCAGGAGUACACAGCGUUUCGACUAGCUAUCUUCCUUCACAACACCAGCCCUAAUGCCACGGAAGCCCCCUUUAACCUGGUCCCGCAUGUGGACAACAUAGAGACGGCCAACAGCUUUGCAGUCACCAAUGCAUUCUGCUCUCAGUAUUCAAGGGGAGUCUUCGCCAUUUUCGGCCUUUACGACAAACGCUCAGUCAACACACUGACAUCGUUCUGUGGGGCCCUGCACAUCAGCCUAGUGACACCCAGCUUCCCCACAGAAGGAGAGGCGCAGUUCACCUUGCAGCUGCGGCCGUCCAUCAGGGGGGCUUUGCUGUCGCUGUUGGACCACUAUGACUGGAGUCGAUUUGUCUUUCUCUACGAUACUGACAGAGGUUAUGCGAUCCUGCAGGCAAUCAUGGAGAGAGCAGGGCAAAAUGGCUGGCAAGUGAGUGCAAUCUGUGUGGAGAGUUUCAACGAGGCUGGAUACCGCCGACUCUUAGAAGACCUGGAUCGACGUCAGGAGAGGAAGUUUGUCAUUGACCUGGAGCUAGAGAGGCUACAGAGCAUGCUAGAACAGGCAGUCAGCGUGGGAAAACAUGUAAAAGGCUACCAUUACAUCAUAGCGAACCUGGGAUUCAAGGACAUUUCUCUGGAAAGGUUCAUGCACGGUGGAGCUAAUGUGACUGGUUUCCAGCUGGUAGACUUCAGCAAGCCUAUAGUCAUUAAACUGAUGCAGCGUUGGAACAAACUGGAUCAGAGAGAAUACCCUGGAUCGGAAAGCCCACCAAAGUAUACCUCAUCUCUGACAUAUGAUGGUGUGUUAGUGAUGGCUGAGGCCUUCCGCACUCUCCGCCGUCAGAAAAUCGAUAUCAGCCGACGCGGAAACGCUGGAGACUGCUUGGCCAAUCCCGCUGCUCCCUGGAAUCAAGGAAUAGAUAUGGAGCGCGCGCUCAAACAGGUGCGCAUUCAGGGACUGACGGGCAAUAUACAGUUCGAUCACUUUGGACGGAGAGUAAACUAUACAAUGGACGUGUUUGAACUGAAGAGCAAUGGACCACGGAAGAUUGGUUACUGGAACGACAUCGACAAACUUGUCUUGGUGCAGAAUGAAAACUCCUUGUCCAAUGACAGCUCAGCGAUGGAGAACCGAACCGUAAUUGUGACGACCAUCAUGCCUCUGAUGAAGAAGAAGCCUCUGCUGCGACACUGAAGAUACAGCAGCGCAACGCACCUCACCCGAGUCCCUGGCCUUAUGGAGAAAGACACACAAAGACUGAUAGACUGAGUGUCUCUAAAGCUCUGCAUUUAAUGUGAAUGCAUUGUGCAUUUUGUUUUAGCUUAGCUUAGGAAGCUAAAUUUUUUGAAUGGCUUUUCUUUCACAGUAGUCUUUUGGCCUUGGGAAGUCUAUACUCUAUACUGAGUGACAUUCUGGUUAUACAAGGUCAUUAUAGCAUUGCUACAACAAAUCUCAUCUUUUGUGGAGUACAGUCGUCCCUCGCUACAUUCCGGUUCGAACAUCGCUCUAUCGCAUUUUACUAUAAUAAUUUGCCUAAAUGAAGCAUCUUCAAGAAUAAAAAUGGCUAAAUGAAGUAAAAUACAAAUAUAAGACCCCAUUGAAAUUGUGAAUGUAGUAUUGUACAUUGGUCACUAGGUGUCAGUAGUUGUUCGGUGAGACAAGCACCAGACUUGAUUGCCAGAACAACAGGCUUUUAUUGCAGGUUUAAAUGAUCUCACAACAAGCACAAUAAUAAUAACAUAAUAAUAAUAAUAAUGACAAUAACACAGGCGGGCCGCGCGGUGGCCUUGUGGCCUGUUGGCCACACAGUCAGGAGAUCGGGAAGAUCUGGGUUCGACUCUCCGUUGGGCAUCUCUGUGUGGAGUUUGCAUGUUCUCCCCGUGGUUUUCUCCGGGUACUCCUGUUUCCUCCCACAUUCCGAAAACAUGCAUGUUAGGUUAAUUGGAGACUCUAAAUUGGUAAUAGGUAUGAAUGUGAGCCUGAAUGGCUGAAUGGCUGUUUGUCUAUAUGUGCCCUGCGAUUGGCUGGCGACCAGUCUAUCUCACCCAAAGUCAGCUGGGAUAGGCUCCAGCAUACCCGCGGCCCUAGUGAGGAUAAGCGGCAUGGAAGAUGGAUGGAUGGAUAACACAGGCUACUAGCCGCAACCCCCGACAAGCUAAAACUCAACUCUGAACCCCUGACUUCACUUCUUGUCCUCCACAAGGAACUCAUUUUCUGUGACACACAAAAGCACAAGUCUUAAAUGGAUUCUUUUCUCUUACUGCUAUUUUGGGUAAUACAAAUGUAAAGGUGACUAUAGGAGUGUUAUUUAAUGUCUAGUAAUGUUACAAAUUUUAUUUAGAAGAAAGAAAUCAUACUUUGCGGAAAUUCACUUUUUACGGUCAGGUCUGGAACCAAUUAACCGCGAUAAACGAGGGAUUACUGUAUUGUACGAGGGGUGUAUGAAAAGCAGAAAAACUAAAAGGGGUAAGGGAUUUUUGAUCAUUUAUUUUUCAACAUAGUCCCCCUCAUGGGAUGAACGCUUGCUCCAACGGUGCUGAAGCGCUUUCAUCCCGGUGUAGAAGAACUCUUUUGUUUGGGACUCAAGAAACCCCUCAACUGCAGCUAUGACAUCAUCAUCACUGGCAAAAUGGCGACCAGCCAAGGCUUUUUUUCAUUUGGGGGAAAAGAUGGAAGUCGGAGGGGGCCAGGUCUGGCGAAUAAGGUGGAUGGGGAACAAGUUUGAAUAUAAGAAGCAUGUUAGAAUCUUAAACUUUGGUCGGAAUACUUACAAAAGGUUGAACUUUUAAAACAAUCAUAGGUGUGACCAUGCAUCGACGCUUCUUACACACAAUGUUUACAACUUUUCAUACACCCCUUGUAUAUCUAAAAUAAGUAUUCUGCCUCGAAUGUUACCAUUCAUUUCCACUGAGUUGAACGAUGCCAUUUGAAAUGAUUACAAUUUAGAAAUAAAAAUCAUAGAAGCCCAAAUAUGACUUCAUCUAAAAAAAAAAAAUCAGAUAAAAUGGAAUGAAGCGUCAAUAUUUCAUCAGGAUUUUAUUAUAUUGCACAUUUGAAGUAAUCCCAAUUUAAUACGGAAGACCCAACUGAGCAUGUUUAUAUGAUAUUGCUCUUUUAUCUCACAUUUUAAAAAAUCUUCACGUAGAAGACUCCCCUUUUGUGCUUUCUCCGUCCCCCCGUUCACAUGGUAAAAAAUCCCAAGCGUACCAAAAUGCGAUGGGUACAAGAAUAUAGGUUGUAGUAGUGAGGGUAUCCUCCUUCAUAGAUGAAAAAUGUGAAUGAAGCAUGCUGGUGUGAAAGCAUCUUUAAACUACUUGUUAACUUGAUGGGCGGCCUCAUGUUUCCACAUUACCGGUCAUCCAUCUUCAUCCCUCAGCUCCAUCACUUUUGUAAAUCUACUCAGUCAUGCCUGCCGGGUCGACUAGCCUCCUAUUUCAGUUCCUCUGAGGGAGGAGCUGUGAAGGUCAAGGCCAUAAUUGAAUUGAUUCUGUUGCCAGAUGCACAAAUGACACAUUCAGGAUUUAACCUUGAAUAUUAGGAUACAGUGUUCCCUCGUUUCGCGGGGCAUAGGUUCCCAAAAUAGCCUGCAAUAGAUGAAAUCCUCAAAGUAACCAACUUUAUUCUUUUACAAUUAUUAUAUAUGUUUCAAGGUUCAUUGGCAACACCUGGUACACCUGGGAUGCUAGGUGUUGCCGAUGAGCUCCCUGGAGGUGUCAUGGGCCUAUCAUUGAAACACCAAUGAAGGAGGGUGCCCACCUGACGACCCUAAUGAAGUUUGAAACCCACCCCCAAUAAAUUGUACAAAAAAAAAUCUACAAAAGCGCGGGAACACUGUACAUUUAUUUUAAAGUAUUACUGCCACUUGUUUACUUUUCUACCACCUCCAAUUAUGUGAAGUAACUUCUCAAGCUUAUACUCACCAGCCACUGAUGCGACACAGACGGCAGCAUUAUCACUUACACACAACUGACAAACUCAAAGUGACAUAUGGGCCCAUUUACACACUUAGCCUGCUGCCUCCAUGUAGAUCAUUCAUGCAUGCACGCCUUUACGCCUCCACACAAUAAAUAUCACAAACACUACCUGGAAGAGUAAAGUGCACUAAUGGUGAUCGAUUGUUAAGUCAAGUAGCGUUUCCUUUUUGUGCUUAGCAUGCAGUUGCUGUUUGUAUUGCUAACAGCAUCGACACGGCAAUGUCUUAUUUAUGCUGUUUUCUGGCUUUGGUUUUAUGGCUCAUAAAGAUGCUGUGUUUGGGGUUUUAUGUGCUCAAUAUUUAAAUAUUUGACAACAACAUUUGAUUAAACAAGGACAUUCUUUUUUAUUGUCCAAUAGAUGGUAGCUGGAGUACCAAAAUUACUUUUUCUGUUGUGAACACAGCCUAAAGGCUCUGUCCGACUGCACCAUUUAACAAUUCCAUCUGAAAAACAAAGGCAUAGUUUUUUUUUACUUCUUCCAUUCGUUGUUCAGCUGCUUUACAGUCAUAUCUACUGUAGAAGUUGACAGGCGGCGCUAGCUGUUCCAAACUUUAAACAUAAAAAAAUUCAGACAGCCAGUUUUGGAUAACAAUUUGUGCUUCUCAUGUGUUACUUUUUUGCAGUUUUCACCGUUACUCGGGCAAAAUCUUAUCACUUUUUAGUCUUUUAUGGCUGUUGGGCAGGUGGACUGCUCGUCUUCCUCCAACGAUGGAAGGCACUAUACGCAACAUAACAUUUUGACAACAAAAGAUAUGCUUUCACAGUCAUGACAUGUUAUAUACAGUGGAACCUUGGUUAGCGCCAUUAAUCCGUUCCAGAGGACUAAUUGAAACGGAUACUAACCAAAUCAAUUUUCCCCAUAAGCAACAAUGCAAAUCUAAUGAAUCAUUUCCAGAAAGCUAAAAAUUUUAACACGAAACAUUUAUAAUUAUAGUUUUACAUGCAUAAAACAAUGACACGAUGUGGAUUGUUUUUUGCAUGUAAAACUAUAAUUGUAAAACUAUAAAAAUGUGUUUUGUGUUAACAUUUUUGAGAGUCAACCGCUGAUGACAUAGCCGAGCGACGUAGAUGACUUCUGAUUCCUGUUGCCAUGUAGUAGCAAGCUAAUAAGAUGCUAACAAGGAAGUUUCGUCAUUAAAAAUGCAAUAAGAACACAGUUGGACUCAUGCAGGUUAUUAUCAACACGACAAGGCACACGCCAUAUUCUCCACUAACCGGAAAAUGUACGCAAACCGAGGCAAAAUUAUGGCGUAAUUUUUUUACGUUAACCGAAAAACAUGCUAACCAGGGCGGACACUAAGGCGGACACUGAGGUCCCACUGUAUUCACAUAUUUCAUGUAGGCAGGCCGCUCCCUCUCUUGCAAUGCGGUAGGUCGCUUGUGGGACUCGGCAAGUUCCUUGCACGGGACCUCGAAGUAUGAGAGUACUCCAAAAUAAACAGUAGAUAAGAAUGAUCCAAAUAUAAUUUCAAACCAUGCGAUGUGAAUUGUCCAGAGUCUACGCCAGUUGUGAUUAGGCAAUGAGCGGAGCUUGGCCUUUUAAAAGACACAAACUGGAUGUUGAUAGACGUAAUGCUGACAUUUUUCAGCUACUUUGUUCGUUACUUCAAACAGACGUUACUCAGGCGUUCAAUAUUCCGUAAACUGGGCUCAAUGAAAAUGUUCAUAAUUAAGCAUCCAUCCAUCCAUCCAUCUUCUAUGCCGCUUAUCCACACUAGGGUUGCAGGGAUGAUGGAGCCUAUCCCAGCUGACUUCAGGCGAGAGGCGGAGUACACCCUGGACUGGUCGCAUGCUUAAGCAUUUAGGAGUUAUUCAUGAUGUUCUAUCUACCGUAUCUAACGUAUGGGACCCUUAAGUAACUUGUUAACAUGCUUAAUGGACAUACAAGUGUAAAAGGAAGUUAACACAGGAGCUCGGGGAUUAUUUGUUGCUCCAGGGCUUAGCAAUGGAGUAACUCCAACCCUGUCUGGAAUCUUCCUGAAAUGUUGUUGAGUUCUAAAUUGGUUGACAUUUAGAAAGUUAAAAUAUGGAGGUUCUGCUACACAGUCAGUUUUCUGAGAAUGAAAAAAUUAUUGUACAAAAGCCGAGUAAAUAUUCAUGUAAACUAGCUCCUCUAUAAAUGGAAAAAAAAGACGACAAUGUUAACGAGGUCCUCUGUUGGGGAAGCUAAGUUGGGUUGACUUGACCAAACCAUACAAUGACAGAGGAGCUAAAUUGUUGAAGUGUUUGCUCUUUUUCUGUCUCAAUAGCUCAGAGACAAUCACGCUGACUCACUGGGCCGAUACAUCAGUGAGUGGACGAUUAUGUGCUGUAAUUUGACUAAUUGAGGAAUAAAUAGACUUAUUAUCCAGCUGACAGACUCAAAUAGGCUGUGACCGUUUGGCUCGACCCCCUGGCCAUUGCAGUGUAUGGCUCGCAGGGUGAUUAAUGCCUACGUCGUUGGCUAACUCAUUACGUGACAGUCUGGCUUUUUGCAAUAGUGUUGACUGAAUGACUGGACGCUUCGUGUGCAUCUGCAUGCCCUGACAAGCUCACACACGGCGAGUCUUGUCUGCCUCUUUGGGAACCAAUUGGGAACCUUUUAUGUCUUAUCAGCCCAAACCAUUUGCUCCUACAAAGCUCAGCCCACCAACUUUUUCUACUUUAUAUCCGUUGGUCCAUUUGUUCUUACUCAUUAUGUUACUCCCCCCUCCCCGUCGCCCCUUUGUCGUAGUUUCUCUUUAUCUCUGUUUCACACUUUGCUGUUUCAAAUUCAAAAUCUGCCCAUGUCGGUCUCUGUUUGGAUUCUGAUCUGGCCCUUCAUCUUUCAGUCUCUCAAGUUUAAACAGGCAAUACAUUCAAUGCGUCACUUUCUCUUGAUCAGAGUUCCAUUUAUACAGUUUGAUAAUUGCUCUCAUUUCCCUUCAUUUUUGCCCCCUUCUGCCUCUUCCUACUUGGCCUUCUAUGACUCCUGACAUUACAGUAUAUUAGUAGACAGACAAGCGUGAUGCUGUCCUCCCAGCAGCAAGCACACACGCACGCAGCACGAGCAUUACCUUCACACUGAGACAAAGGCAUCUGGGGCAAACUGAUAAGAAACCUUCAGGAGAAUUUUAAGUGAAACUGGCAGUGUUCCCACUGGUGGGUGUGUGUGUGUGUGUGUGUAUGUUGCUGAUUUGGCUGAUCAAAUUUCAAGCACUUAACCUUCCAACAGGAUGAACUUGAGGGCAAUUUGAAAAGGAGACAAGUGAUUGUGUUUUGCUUGUUAGCAGAAAUUGAUCCAAUUAUUAGAUGAAUGACGAAUGAAUAAUAAAAUAUGAAGGCAAUAUCAAGGAAUUGCUGUUAAUCAGUAGAAUUAAUGUUUGUUGUUUUGCAUAUGUGUAUACGCUCAUGAUUUUGCACUCUUGGAUCUUAAGGAGGUUCUAAGCACAGCUUCAAAAUGCAAAAAGAAGAAAUGGGAGUGAGACAAUUUAUUGCAAACAAGCAUUACAGUGAAAUGGACUGUUCAUCAGCUGAUCAAACGUUUAAGACAAUAGCUCAAAACAACACCCCCUAAAAUAAAAUUGAAAUGUUCAAAAAAGGACUCAGCAAUGAAUAGCUGCGCCAUUCUUGUUAAACACUUCAUUGUGACCUGCAGCGGUGUCCUGUUGACAACGCCAUUCAUUAAAACGCAGACGAGGGCCUUCAGUCAUGAGGGAUGCCCCCUGAAACAUCUCCACAUAGCCAUCUGCCGUUUGACGCCCCUCCACAAGCUGAAGCUCAUUCCAGUAAUGUUGGAAGCCAUCAGUCAAGAUUGGAUUUUUUCUCAUAAUAAUAAUACUUUCUUCCACCUUUCAAUGACCCAUGUUUGGUGCUCUUGUGCAAAUUCCAAAUGGGCAAUUUUGUGGCGUUGAAGGAGACGAGGCUUUUGUAGACAUUCUUCUAAAAACCCUUCUCUGACAAAUGGUUGGUUAUGUUGGUUAUUGGACUGCACUUAGCACCAGUAACAGCCGAGAAUCGUUCCUGACAUUGUUUUAUGUCUACCACUUGACUUUUUGGUUCCAUAACGCUCAGGAUAUUUGAAGAAGUUUUAAAUGACUGUCAUACUGCGUCCAACCUCAGCAGCAGCGGCGCGCUUAGGCCUUGCUUAUGCAACUCAACAAUCCAAACACAUUCAAAGAGCAAAAGCUUUUUUGCCUUUGCUAUCAAGAGAUCAUGACAGUGUGAAUACCUAACAAAAAAUUAUAUUGAAUCCAUAUUUUUGUCAAGAUGUUGUUUUUUGAAGGCUUAACCCUUGGAUCAGCUGAUGAACAGUCUACUUCACUUAAAUUCUUGUCAGCAAUAAAUUGCUUACUUAAAACAAUGUUUUUGUCUCACUCCCAUUUCUUUUUUUUGUAUUCUGAAGUUCUACUUAGAAUCUCCUUAAGAUCCAACGAUGCAAAAUGUAAAUUCUUGCAAUUUUUCAACUGGUCUUAACAUUUUAAUCAGGAGUGUAAUAGGGGUGUCACGAGACACCCAACUCACAAGACGAGACUAUGCAAAAGAUUGAGUCCACGUGAAUGAGAUGAAGAGUUUAACAUUACUUCGAACAAAUUCGACAUAUUGGCUCGUUUGUGUUGUGUUGUAAGCUUUGCUUAUUAUAAAUAUUCCUGAAGGGGGCUGUGGCAUUUGACUUUCAUCAUGGUUAGUCCUCCUAAUUUCUAUUUCAAAUCAUCUUUUGUCCUCCUAAUUUUCGAGUACAUAUCCUUGCAUUGCUCCUCAUGAGACUCUCUUGCUGUGCUGUUUGUGUAUGCUUGUGGCCCCGCUUCUCCCCACAGAGACAAAGUGACUUUAUGACUGCAAGGUUUCACUCCAUUGCUCUAUCAAACGCUGUUGUUCCAUGAAGCGUCUAGGUGUUGAACCAAUGCACAGAGUGAACGCUCUUCCUGCCUGUUUGGAGGCGAGAGAUGAGAAAAACAGACAUUCAUUCACAUGGCAAUAUUUGAAGACCGGCAAGAUUAUCAAGUUCAUUUUCAUUUAUCACGUGAUUACCUAAUUUUAUUUUAAUUUUAAUAAUUGCGAGACAUUUUUUUUCUGAACAAAACCUGAACUCUUGUGACACGAGACCUUGUGACAAACCUAGUAUAUAAUUCCUAAUUAUAAAAAUGAUGUUGCAUUAUUUUGUAUUUCAUUGUAUCUGAAACCAGUCAGUUUUCUUCUGUCUAGUCACAGCAACAUUAUUAAGGCGUAGUCACUACCUGCCAUAUUGAGUGGGGUGAGCGUGUGAUGUGCUAUUCUCUGCUAAAACACUAGGGGCAGUGUUUUCUUGACAGUGAGCAAACACAACUCUUGUUGACUAGCUGGUCAGCUUCCUGUGUAGUGGCAGUAAACAAUGACUAGUUUUAACGCUACGUCCAGAUCAUGGUUGGAGCCGGAACUAUUCUUUUUGAAACACUUUUAUUGUUCAUGUUGCACCAAAACCGGAGGAGAAGAUGUUAACAAAGGUGGGCUGUGCAGCCCCUGAACAAUCAAGGUAGAAAAUGCUGGAAAUGAUGUACUAAAAGAAGCUGACCAAUCACAGCUCUGUGAUCUACCUUGCCUUUGAGGCAAAGUUACAUUUUUUGUAUGUGCAUGUCAAGCUCCGCCAGAGUGUAUGGAGGGGGAGGAGCCAGAAGGCGCUGCUUAUCUUGUUUCCUGACGUUUGUAAAGAGACCAAAUUAAAUGUAUUAACAAUUAAGAAUGUUAAUUUGAAGCAAAAAGCACAUGAGUUACACCUUUAAAUGAUAAGAGUCUGGUCCCGAGCUGUCGUUGGGAUUUCUCCGGGUGACAUUCCCAGUCAGUGAGCAGCUUAUGAGGAUGACAGUGUUGAUCUACGAGAGGACGCACGUCUGCUGUUCAUUAAUUUCAUGAUUCAUGUUGAGUCAGUGGAAUGAGCGCCAUGGGACCUGCUAAUGUUUCUGAUAAUGUCAUUGGGGGAGAAAAACGUUUUUGUAAGUUCUGACACAAUAGGGCAAUAUAGUUAUUUGAUGGUUAUAUUAAAGCAGAUUCAAAUGUAAAAUAUAUUAAUAUCAUAAAUUAAGGGCGUACGCACAUCCGAGCAAUCAUACUGUGCUGGGGCCCACUUCACACAAGUCCAGCAUGUUGAUCUAGUGUGAAUGUACACACACACGCACACACACACACACACACACACACACACACACACACACACAAUGUAGCCAAGUCAUAGAAUGACUGUCAUGCAAUCGCAAGUUAUCAGGAGACUCCAAAUAAUCCAAAAGUCAAACCCACGGCACGCUCACUCACUCGUUACUACAUUUGCAUGCGUAGUAAAGACAUGUCACUUAACUCGAAAUUGCAGUAAUACAGCAGUGUAGAAUUGAUUGGACAAGCACAUGGACUGAAGCUCAGUGUGAGCGCUGGCUAGCAGCAGAUGGAGGGGCUAUCGUGCCCAAGCCCAGCACGGUAUAAAUGGCGAUGUACUAUGAGUCAUAAAGUGAGUACUGCACUACCUAAAAAAACAUUUUAAUUGUCGUCACCUUUGGAGUAAAUGCUUUUGCAUAAACAAAUCCUAAUUCCCUCACAUUGUUUCAUAUCUAUAUGAAGGACUUUUUUGGUAUUUUCAUUUACCGUAUAUGUAAAUGCAGAAUGAACAAUACCUAAUGAAUGGGAAAUUGAUUGGUACACCUUGCCAUGACAACUUUGGCAAGAUGAAAUAGAUAAUAAAUGUGGAGUUGGUGCUCCAGCUUCCACUUCUCACACGGCUAUUACUAAAUAGUUAUCCUUUGCUCUCAUGUAUUAUCCACAUAGCUGGAGCUCGUUGAAGCUUGAUAACUUGAUAAAUCACAGAUUUGUGUUUGAUUAAAAGGGGCUCAAUAGCAUUUUAAUAGGCUUGCUUCGGUUGGAUUACAAGGGCAGCAGCCUCAGGCAUAAUACAAUAACUCACCACUGAUGAUGGAUGUGCCAUCACUCACAAGUGUGUGUGGGUGUGUACGAGAGAGCGUGCUUGAUUUCUAAUGCUUAAUACGAACAUACCAAACCAUUACACUCACUUGUUACUUUCAUCUUUGGAAACCGUACACUGACAAAAGUCAUUUUGCCUCUCACAACGCGUCCUCAAAGCAAAACCGUUCCUCCCUCGCUUGUAUUUGACUUCUCGAGAAAAUCUCUCACUCUCAGCAUCAGCGUCAGUGUAGCACUGAGUCAGGUGCACAUCCCAGUGGAGGCAGAUCAAGACUUGAAAUAAGGCACACAAAGUCAGCGAAACUUCCCAAAGAAACCAUCCAGCAUCUAUGUAGGGGAAGAACUGAUGUAAUAUUGCAUUUUUCAACUAAUGUGUAAGGUGGAUGGAUUUUCUCAGCUUGUAAUAGUAAUAAUACUCAAAACAAUAAAAGAAAGAAAAAGUAAAAAUAGAAAGAAAAAAAAUAUGUGUUCAUUUUGCCCUAUUCUUUUACCUGUACUGUGUAUGUACUAUGUAUGUACUAUACUGUAAUAUGAAUUGUGUCUUUUUUAUUGAUUUUUUUUCAAGUAUGGCACUGCUGUCUACUAUUUCUGUUGACGACGGAAAGAAGAUGCAUUUGUACUUAAUGUGUUACAUAAAACUACGCAUGUAACAUUUCUUGAACAUUUAUAAGAUGAAUGCUUUGACAGACUGACUUCAUCGCUCAGAAAUAAAUAACAAUGAUAUGAGUCUGUUUGUGUCCCAUUUGUUCUUCCACUCUUGCUUGUUUUUCUCGUUUGUUUUCCCGUUUUUGUUCAUAUUUUAUCAGU
Messenger RNA from Dunckerocampus dactyliophorus (ringed pipefish), 12070 nucleotides. RefSeq names its product glutamate receptor, ionotropic, AMPA 4a (gene gria4a). Gene Ontology annotation, molecular function: AMPA glutamate receptor activity; transmitter-gated monoatomic ion channel activity involved in regulation of postsynaptic membrane potential. Gene Ontology annotation, biological process: monoatomic ion transport; synaptic transmission, glutamatergic; modulation of chemical synaptic transmission. The record is from RefSeq and is a predicted model, not a curated record. Bases 273 to 1583 code for a protein of 436 amino acids. Lineage: Eukaryota; Metazoa; Chordata; Actinopteri; Syngnathiformes; Syngnathidae. Gene Ontology annotation, cellular component: AMPA glutamate receptor complex; dendritic spine; postsynaptic membrane. The transcript is spliced from 11 exons.